UAGGUAUUGCAAGCACUUUCAUAUGACUCUGCAGAGAAAAGGCUUUGACAAACGCGUCUCUGAACAAGGAUUUUAGUUGCUGAUAAAAAAAAAAACAGCACAAAUGUCCACUAUCAAUGUCCGAGUUACAACAAUGGAUGCGGAGCUGGAGUUUGCCAUCCUGCCAAGCACAACUGGCAAACAGCUUUUUGACCAGGUGGUGAAGACGAUCGGGCUAAGGGAAACAUGGUUCUUUGGUCUUCAGUAUCAGGAUAGCAAAGGUUUCUCCACCUGGCUCAAAAUGAACAAGAGAGUGACGGCUCAAGAUGCGAAGAAGACCAACCCCCUUUUGAUUAAGUUCAGGGCCAGGUUUUACCCAGAGGACGUGGCCGAGGAGCUGAUCCAGGAGGCAACACAGCGCCUCUUCUUCCUGCAGGUGAAAGAGAGCAUCCUGAACGAUGACAUGUAUUGUCCACCUGAGACCGCAGUGCUCCUAGCAUCGUAUGCAGUGCAGGUCAAACACGGAGACUACAGCAAAGAUUAUCACGUACCGGGAUACCUCGCCAAAGAGAAGUUGCUGCCACAGAGGGUUUUCGAGCAGCACAAGCUGAAUAAGAAUCAGUGGGAGGAAAGAAUCCAGGUGUGGCAUGAAGAGCACAAGGGAAUGCUGAGGGAGGAUGCAAUGUUGGAGUAUCUGAAAAUAGCCCAGGACCUGGAAAUGUAUGGAGUCAACUAUUUCAGCAUCAAGAACAAGAAAGGGUCCGAGCUGUGGCUGGGAGUGGAUGCCCUGGGGCUAAACAUCUACGACAAAAAAGACAAGAUGACCCCAAAGAUUGGCUUUCCCUGGAGUGAGAUACGAAACAUUUCAUUUAAUGACAAGAAAUUCGUCAUCAAGCCAAUAGACAAGAAAGCCCCUGACUUUGUUUUCUAUGUACCUCGUCUCCGCAUCAACAAACGCAUCCUGGCAUUGUGCAUGGGAAAUCAUGACCUGUACAUGCGCAGACGCAAACCCGACACCAUCGAGGUGCAGCAGAUGAAGGCCCAGGCCAGAGAGGAGAAGAACAAGAGGCAAAUGGAGAGGGCUCUGCUCGAGAGUGAGAAAAAAAAGCGAGAAAACGCUGAGAAGGAAACAGAGAAGAUUGCCCGCGAGACCAUGGAAUUGAUGGAAAGAUUGAGACAGAUUGAAGAGCAGACAAAGAGAGCUCAAGAUGAGCUGGAGGAGCAGACUCGUAGAGCCCUCGAGCUGGAGAAGGAGAGAACAAUCGCUCAGGAGGAGGCAGAGCGUCUGGACAACGACCGCAGAGCUGCGGUGGAGGCUAAAGCGGCCCUGCUGCACCAUUCUGAGACCCAGAUCAAGAGUCAGGAAGGCCUGGCCACUGAGCUGGCUGAGCUUACCACUAAGAUCUCCCAGCUGGAAGAAGCCAAGAAGAAAAAGGACGAGGAAACGCAGCGAUGGCAGAAAAGGGCCAUGAUGGUAGAAGCUGAUUUGGACCGAACCAAAGACGAGCUGAAGACUAAACUAAUGGGUGUCCAAAUCCAGAAUUCCAUCCAACCCCACAUGCAUGAGCACGACGAGGCCGAUGAGAACAGCGCUGAGGCGAGCGCCGAGCUGACCUCCCCUGGCAUGGUCCGAGAUCGCAGUGAGGAGGAGAGGGUAACGGAGGCCCAGAAGAACCAGAGGCUGCAGAAGAACCUUAAGUUCCUGAGCACCGAGCUGGCCAGAGCUGUUGACGAGAGCAAGAAGACCCCCAAUGACCUGAUCCACGCUGAGAACGUGAGGGCCGGCCGUGACAAAUACAAGACCCUGCGUCAGAUUCGCCAGGGCAACACGAAGCAGCGCAUUGAUGAGUUUGAGUCCAUGUAAGACAGUCGGGCUCAGAGCAGCAUUAGCAGUGAGGCCGACUUGGAAAGUUUAGACGAGUCGAAGCUGAUUAUUAUCAAAAAAUAUGUCUUGAUGUAACCGAAUGUGACAGCAGAUUAUUUAUUGUACGCUGUGAGUCCUUUGCCAUCUCUUCCUGAAAAUAACAACUGCCUCUGAAAGCACAUCUCAAGUUUCAUCCAGAGUUGGAAACUUGUAUCUUUAUUGUCCUUGUUCCCUGAUAUCCUGGACGGUCUGAUUAAACACAGCUGCAAUUUUAAAAUUGCCGUUCUGAAACUUUACCCAGUGUGGACUGAUUGGAAGCACUGGCAUUUGAGCCAGCUGCAGUUAUUCCAAGUACACUGUUGUUUAUCUUAGAGAAUAAAAUACAAAUAAGGAAAUAUCA
Girardinichthys multiradiatus is the source of this 2243-nucleotide messenger RNA. Its product is annotated as moesin-like. Gene Ontology annotation, biological process: positive regulation of early endosome to late endosome transport; regulation of organelle assembly; positive regulation of protein localization to early endosome. The record is from RefSeq and is a predicted model, not a curated record. Lineage: Eukaryota; Metazoa; Chordata; Actinopteri; Cyprinodontiformes; Goodeidae. Gene Ontology annotation, molecular function: actin binding; cell adhesion molecule binding. The coding region runs from base 104 to 1843 and encodes 579 amino acids. The transcript has 14 exons. Gene Ontology annotation, cellular component: microvillus; cytoskeleton; apical part of cell.